Molecule: messenger RNA, 2912 nt
Organism: Lasiosphaeria miniovina
Lineage: Eukaryota; Fungi; Ascomycota; Sordariomycetes; Sordariales; Lasiosphaeriaceae
Exons: 5
Coding region: 205-2724 (839 amino acids)
Biological process (GO): positive regulation of transcription from RNA polymerase II promoter by galactose; DNA-templated transcription
Cellular component (GO): nucleus
Molecular function (GO): RNA polymerase II cis-regulatory region sequence-specific DNA binding; DNA-binding transcription factor activity, RNA polymerase II-specific; zinc ion binding
Source: RefSeq, a predicted model, not a curated record
CAGCAGGCCUCAGGGCCGCCCAGGCGGUUGAUCCGUCACGUGAGUGGCUUACGGGCGACAGGCCCUCGAGUGUCCUAUCUUUGGGUACCUGCCCCAAGAUUCCCUCUUUUCCUCGUGUCGGGCUUUUUUUUUGCAUUUCGCGACGGUGCUCCAGGGUGCCGAGUCCAAAAGCCCAGCGGUCAUGUUUUAGGCCAAUUCCACACGAUGGAUCAGCUCUCGUCACAGGUCAGCGAUCUUCGGUCGUUCCUAGAGCCGGCGGCUCCGCCCGCGACUGGAUCUCCCGCCGCACUUGUGUCGCCGCGCGACGGAGCCGCAUAUUCUUCCAGCGGUGGUGGUCCACUCCGUGCCAGCGCCAGCAGCACUGCCCAGACGCGCCAGACCCGCGAGCUUUCCGCGCCCGGAGACAAUUCCGCACCCCAGACCCCUGCGAAGCGGAGGGUUACCGAGGACUUCGACGGCGAUGACGCCGACGGCGCCGCCUCGUCCAAGCUGCCGAAGAGCAAGCGCAAUCGAUACAUAUCAAUCGCAUGCAACGAAUGCAAACGGCGUAAGAUCAAAUGCAACGGCCAGGUCCCUUGCCAGCGAUGCGGCCAUCUCAACCUGCAAUGCCUCUACGCACCAAACUGCUGCUCCAACAACUUCAAGGACUCGGACGAGUUCCGCCAGGUGACUGACCAGGUCAGUCACCUGCAGAGCCAGGUCGACACCCUGUUCAGCAACAUCGACUCCCUACGCCAGGAGGCCUUGCGCCUCGCUCCCAUCCACGAACGCGUAUUGCCCCCGCCGUCGGCCACCGUCACGCCUUCGCCAUCCACGCCGUCCCUACCUUCGUUGCCCAAGCCGCUGCCAGCCUUCCGAGUCCCCCCCUCCUUCAGCGGUCCGACCAGCAUUGCCUUCACCGUCGACGUCGCCAAAAGCACGCUGCACAACAUGGGAUAUACCAGCACGGGCGAUGGUAACGACGAUGGCAACUUUCAGCCCGAGCAAACCCCACGAACUUCUCCCACAUUUCAGCCACCGCCGCAAUCGCCCGCGCAGACGUCGCCUCAUCCACUGUGGGAAUAUGGCAGGGACGAGGUAAUACGUCUCUGCAGGCUCUACGAGGAAGAGGUCGGCGUCAUGUAUCCCGUCAUAUCCAUCCGCAACGUCAUCGAUCACGCUAUAAACCUGACGUCAAGCAUGGAAUCCGUAAGGCGCAACGGCCAAAUACCGCCACAUGGCCCGGACUUUGACGUAUCGGACCCCAGGACUCUGCUGUUGAUCAUCAUCAUGUGCUGUGCCCUGGCCGUCGAGGAGCAUGGCAACAGCGCAAAAGCCGACCGGCUGUAUGACGUCAUACAGCCCAUAAUCGACAGGCAGUUGAUGGCCGAACCCGCCGAGGUUGCCAGGCUACCAUUCCUUGCCUUGGUCGGGGGGUAUAGAUUCCUUAGUAAUGACGAGGUUCUUGCCUGGCGUGUCAUGGGCCACGUAGCGCGGCAUUGCCUCGAGCUAGGCUUGCACCGAAGGGAGGGGCUUGAGAGGAUCUCGAACUUGGAGGAUCGCAGGAACGCACUGCAUACCUUUUGGUCAGCGUAUGUGCUGGACCGUAGAUGGAGCUUCAGCACAGGCUUGCCGUUUGUUUUGCACGACGACAAGAUCGACCCCAAGCUUCCAUACCCGGAACGACAUCCGUUCUUGGAGGCAAUGAUUAGCUAUUCUAGACUCGCGGCCAAGAUAUGGAUGCUCGUCGACUACUUCGAGCCUGCAGUCAUCCGGGAGUUGAAGCCAGGCGACUUUGAAGAUCUCGACCGCCAAAUACAUGAGUGGUAUGACAGCAUUCCGAACGAGGUCAAAACAGAUCCGUCGGACAAGAACUGGAUACCGAUCCUGCCUCCAACCGCCGAUAGCAUCCACCGGCUGCGGAUCUGGACUAGGUUGCGAUUGAACCAGAUACGCAUUUGGCUAUACACGCCCGUAUUACACAGCGCCAUCAGCAUUGUCGAGAACAUCGCGCUCGCCGAAAGAGCGGUCGAUCUUGCCAAGGAAACGAUCCGCUGCCUUGCCCAACUCAACAAUACGACGAAUCUUUACCGUAGGAUUCAGAUCUUCUACCACCAGUUCUUGACGUCUUCGAUUGCCGUUUUGUUCCUCGCAUCCACCCAUGCUCCGUUGAGAUUUAGCGCCAACUGCCGCGACGAGUUCUACAUAGCUCUCGAACUUGUCAAGGACAUGUCGGGGCGCUCAUGGGUUUCGCAGCGCUUAUGGCAAACAAUAAGAUCGCUGAAAGAAUACGCGCCUCGUCUCGGGCUAGAGGACAAUGUGCGCAGUGGUGAACUGAUAAGCCCACACCUAAAUUCGGCCCACAUACACAGCGCUGGCCACAGCAGCGCCAGCGCCAGCGCCAGCCAGAGUCCCGCGCCAGGUCUGACGGCCCCCUUUACCAGGGAGGCAGGCCAGGCGGGGAACGGAGGGCCACGGUACCCCUCUACUCCAAGCGCGUCCCAGGCCCAUCAAAAGGCUGACGAGGACCAGAGCAACGGCCUGCGGUUGCGGACCGAGAUGUCACGCAUCUUCGAAUACAUGGGCACGAAGGUUGGACCUGACAUACCCCAUAUGUCAGAGUCGAUGCACGACCACACCAUGUCUACGAGUCUUCCGGGCCCUAAUGAUGGAGCUUAUGGUAACAUGCAUAACAAUUAUAUGGCGGACGAAAGUGUUUACCAGCACCUGAAGAACAUAUUUUAGCUUAGUGGGAACUUUAAUAUUGGCGACUCAAAUCUGUUCCUCCAUCUUGAAGCGCGGCGCAGUUGCAAUGUCCAUUCUGCCGAGGUGUGCCGCAGUUCUGGCCCGAGCAAUGGCUGAAAUUAGGUUGGCUCGCACAAUUCACGGAUACGGGGCUACAAGGCUCUUCAACUGUGCCCACAGGCUCACAG